CUCGCAGUCUCGGACGGCGUUCUCGUGCUCGGAGUCGCCAUUUUGCUGCAAGACGCCGUGCGGAGCGCUGCGCUCUCUUCCUUCGGCAGCCGAGGCUGCGGCGGGCCGGGCUGGGGUCGGGACCAGGAAGAAUUUUCUUGUCAGAGAAUAACAGGAGGUUGUCCAUAAUUGACUUUAAGCAGCAAACAGUAAAACACUGAGCUCUUCAGCUCCGCCUUUCUUGCUCUGAGAAUUGGAAAACCAAGAAGGUUUUGAUGUUUUGUGUGGCGCCUCCUGAAUUAGAAACCAAGAUGAACAUAACCAAAGGAGGUCUGGUGUUGUUUUCAGCAAAUUCCAAUUCAUCAUGUAUGGAGCUUUCAAAGAAAAUUGCUGAGCGGCUGGGGGUGGAGAUGGGCAAAGUGCAGGUUUACCAGGAACCUAACAGAGAAACAAGAGUUCAGAUUCAAGAGUCUGUAAGAGGAAAGGAUGUAUUUAUCAUCCAGACUGUCUCAAAGGAUGUGAACACCACCAUCAUGGAGCUCCUGAUCAUGAUAUAUGCAUGUAAGACCUCAUGUGCCAAGAGCAUCAUCGGAGUGAUCCCCUACUUUCCUUAUAGCAAGCAGUGCAAGAUGAGGAAGAGGGGCUCCAUUGUCUCAAAAUUGCUGGCUUCCAUGAUGUGCAAAGCUGGCCUAACUCAUCUUAUCACUAUGGAUUUACACCAGAAGGAAAUCCAGGGCUUCUUCAAUAUCCCAGUGGAUAAUUUAAGAGCCUCCCCCUUCCUGUUACAGUAUAUUCAAGAAGAGAUCCCGGAUUAUAGGAAUGCAGUCAUCGUGGCCAAGUCUCCAGCCUCAGCCAAGAGGGCACAGUCUUUUGCAGAGCGUCUGCGUCUGGGAAUUGCAGUGAUCCAUGGAGAAGCACAGGAUGCUGAGUCUGACUUGGUAGAUGGUCGGCACUCCCCACCCAUGGUCAGGAGUGUAGCUGCCAUCCACCCCAGCCUGGAGAUCCCAAUGCUGAUUCCCAAAGAAAAGCCCCCAAUCACGGUUGUUGGUGACGUCGGAGGAAGGAUUGCCAUCAUUGUGGAUGACAUCAUUGAUGAUGUGGACAGCUUUCUUGCUGCAGCAGAGACCCUGAAGGAAAGAGGCGCAUAUAAGAUCUUUGUGAUGGCCACUCACGGCUUAUUGUCCUCUGAUGCUCCCCGGCUGAUUGAAGAGUCUGCCAUUGAUGAGGUGGUGGUCACUAACACCAUCCCACAUGAAAUCCAGAAGCUACAGUGCCCCAAGAUCAAGACCGUGGACAUCAGCAUGAUCCUCUCAGAAGCUAUCCGCCGCAUUCACAACGGGGAGUCCAUGUCCUACCUUUUCAGAAACAUAGGCUUAGAUGACUGAGCAGUUCUCCUGUGGCAGAAGCCCCACAGGUCAAGUGGGAAGCCCAGCAUGCAUCUGGGAGGGCCUGUGCCUGGCUAGGUACACUUGACCCUCUCUCCCUCUCCCCACCCCCUCCUCAUUGAUUCCUGGGACGGUACAAGGACCAACUUUUUAGUGUUGGUUUAAAUUUUGUGAGUUUGGGGGAUAAUUUUUAUAACAGAAAGACCUCCUCUUAAAUAAAAUAAGUUAAAACCUGAUUGUUUUUAGUGUAACCAUUUUAAAAAAUUCACUUGAAUGAGAUUUGUAAGCUCAGCCUUUUUAAAAAAGUUGCUUGAUCCAAGUGUUCAAAAAAAAUUAAAUAAAAUGACCUCCUGUCUACCACCUACAGUCAUAAAACCAAAAAGCUACUGUUGGUUCCAGUAUAUGACAUUUUUAGAAAUGCUUUUAUAGAGUAUGUGGCUGUAUUUAUUUUCUGCGAAUAAAACCUCGUGUUUGUUUUUUAAA
This is a messenger RNA of Meriones unguiculatus (Mongolian gerbil), 1847 nucleotides long. It is a transcript of the gene Prpsap2, whose product is annotated as phosphoribosyl pyrophosphate synthetase associated protein 2. Gene Ontology annotation, cellular component: cytoplasm; ribose phosphate diphosphokinase complex. Bases 255 to 1364 code for a protein of 369 amino acids. Gene Ontology annotation, molecular function: magnesium ion binding; ribose phosphate diphosphokinase activity. The transcript is spliced from 12 exons. Gene Ontology annotation, biological process: purine nucleotide biosynthetic process; 5-phosphoribose 1-diphosphate biosynthetic process. The record is from RefSeq and is a predicted model, not a curated record. NCBI's taxonomy places the organism in Eukaryota, Metazoa, Chordata, Mammalia, Rodentia, Muridae.